GCCGGUGCCAAAUUCCAAAGCGGAAGGAAACAAAGCCAACGGGGAAAACGAAGUGAGCUGUGGGUGGACGACUACGGCACAAAGCAAAGACGGGGAAUGCCAGGCUUGAUUUUCAGUUCGAGGUGUGGAUCGCAUUUGUUCGACGAGAAAUCGAUUUGAAUGGAAUCUUGUUCGGCGUCUACCCGAUUCCCGGUUCGGAGAUCACGAAGAAAUGGCGGACGCUGCUCGGUCCGACUCCAGCUCCCAAGUUUCCUCCGUUUCCAGCGACCAGAACGGUGAGGUCUAGGUCAAGGUAGAGUCCAUGACUGGAAAGGGGAUUAAGCAUCCGUGUUCUGAGCUUAUCGAGAUAAAGGCAGAAUCUGAUGAAGAUUUUUAUAGAAAUAUCUUCUCCAAUUAUUCUGCAUUCAACAGAGUAUUUAACGAAGUGCAAGGGAUGAAAAAUAAACUGAUGCUACUAAGAACCCAACUUUCAACCCAGAACAAGCUUGUAAACGACCUUCUUGAUGGAAUAAUGCAUCUGAAGGUUAUGUCUGAGGAGACAAUAGAAUCAAUUAUUCUGGAAUCUGAAGCCACUGAUGAACCAACUUCACCAAGCAGGUGGGAGAGUCAUAUUGAUAAUCUUUCAGAAACCUUGGACAUUCUUCUAUUGGAGAACAGGAUCGAUGAAGCUAUAUGCCUAUAUCCAUCUUUGAAAUGGAGGAUGAAAAUUUUCAAAGGAUGCAGUGUGAUAAGAAGUGCUCGGCUGACUUGUUGAUGUUGUAUAGCUCUGCACUUUCAGAGAAAAAAGACAGGCUUAUAUCACAUUUGACUCUUGCAGCUGAAAACCCAAGAAUAUGUGCAGCAGAACUUCAAAAGGCAUUAGUUGGAAUUUGCAGACUUGGUGACAUUCAUUGUGCAACUCAGUUAUUGCUUAAAUAUUACCAUUUGCAUAUUGCAAAGGGAAUACAGAAAUUGCAAUGUUCAAAAUCGUUUUCACAUGGGAUAUAUGUUAAGGAACUUGCCAAGUUUGUAUUCUCUAUGAUUUUCCAGGGAGCAGGGGGCUUUGUCAUCUUAUAUGGAGCAACUUCGCCCUGUGCUUCAGAGCUGAUUCAUUGGACCCAUGAAGAAACUAAAAUAUUUGUUGCUUCAUUUGAUAAAUAUGUUAAGUCUAUUUCAGAAAUAAGUGGUGGAUUGUCCACGGCAGUAGAAGCCUUGCAGUUUGCAUUGUCUUAUUGCUCAUUGUUAGAAACUCUGAAAUUACUGUUAAAGCCAUGCUUAUUCAACCAUAUUCGUCCUCAUAUGGAAGAGAUUCUAAGGAUACAUGUAGAGCAUUUUGAGAAAGUUAUUGGUAUCUUCACAGCAUCUGAUACUUGGGUUUUGGGAAGAUAUUGUGUCCCAGGAAUUUUAUAUGGGGGUAAUUCAUCCAUGGAUACUAGGCAACAACCAGAUUAUUGUCUGCUCACCAACAGUGGCAGGAAAUUUUUAACUUUCCUGCAGGUCUGUUCUAUAAAUUCUCUAGACUAGUCAUCAUGGGAGUAGUUAGUGUCUCAUUGAAAAAUCAAGUACAUAGCUUUGUUUUGUGUUUGUAACUCUACCCACUAGGUUGUUUUAUAUCUUUUCCAUGGCAACAAAGGUUCUAUCUUCUCUCUUCCCUAGGCAACAAUGGUUGGUAGAAAUGUUUAUUUAGCAUAUUGAGAAAAUGCCAUCAAUUUCACAGCAUAAAGCACCGUGCAUUUU
This is a messenger RNA of Rubroshorea leprosula, 1716 nucleotides long. The record is from the annotation of a GenBank genome assembly. Lineage: Eukaryota; Viridiplantae; Streptophyta; Magnoliopsida; Malvales; Dipterocarpaceae.